Molecule: messenger RNA, 3138 nt
Organism: Fraxinus pennsylvanica
Lineage: Eukaryota; Viridiplantae; Streptophyta; Magnoliopsida; Lamiales; Oleaceae
Source: the annotation of a GenBank genome assembly
AUGGCAGCCAAUGCACUCAUGAGCUGCGGGGUCGCAGCCGUUUGCCCCUCCGUCCUCUCGUCUUCCAAGUCGAAAUUUGCGGCCUCUGUGCCCGUGGCUGGUGGAGCCACCAAUACUACUGCUCGGUUCACCAUGUCGGCUGACUGGAUGCCCGGUGAACCGCGACCACCCUACCUUGAUGGCUCAGCACCUGGAGACUUCGGAUUCGACCCACUUCGUCUAGGUGAAGUCCCAGAAAACCUAGAGAGAUACAAGGAGUCUGAACUCAUUCAUUGCAGAUGGGCCAUGCUUGCUGUGCCUGGAAUCCUAAUUCCGGAGGCCUUGGGAUUGGGCAACUGGGUUAAGGCACAAGAGUGGGCAGCAGUUCCGGGCGGGCAAGCUACUUAUUUGGGUAACCCGGUUCCAUGGGGCACUCUCCCAACAAUUUUGGUCAUUGAAUUCUUGGCAAUUGCAUUCGUUGAACACCAAAGGAGUAUGGAAAAAGACCCGGAAAAGAAGAAGUACCCGGGUGGAGCUUUUGACCCAUUGGGCUACUCCAAGGACCCAGCAAAAUUGCAUGAGCUCAAAGUCAAGGAAAUUAAAAAUGGUCGUCUUGCAUUGUUGGCUUUUGUGGGAUUCUGCGUUCAACAAUCAGCAUACCCUGGUACAGGACCAUUGGAAAAUUUGGCAACACACUUGGCUGAUCCGUGGCACAACAACAUUGGAGAUAUGUCUGGUGAAUUGGUCGAUGGUGGCGGAAGCUCCUUUGAUGUUGAGUUGUCGGACAUUCGGGCUAGAUGCAAGGAGCUGAAGAAGGAAAAGGAGAUGUUGAAGGAUUCCAAGUCCCAGAGCUUUGAAUUCAUCAGAAGUUUAGAAAUGCACGUUAAGACAUUAUCUAAUGCCCAUGCAGAAGACAAGAAACGCAUCCAGGGACUGGAAAGGGAACUGAGUAAUUGCUCCCAGGAAAUUGAUUUCCUGCAGGAUCAACUAAACACAAGAAAUUCAGACGUAAACUGCCUAGGUGAGGAAAUAUGUUGCCUUCAAUUGAAACUUGCAGACAUGGAAAUUCUAGAAGAGGAGGUGGAAAGGCUAAGAGAGCAGGUGAAAAUAACCGAGUCCGAGAAGUCAUUCCUAUUGCAUGAAAUAGAUGACAAAGCAGUUGAGCUAACAAAUUCAACUUUGUGCAUCGAGAAGCUAGAGGAGUCGAUUUCCUCCAUUGGAUUAGAAUAUCAAUGUGAAAUAGAGAGCAUGAAGCUUGAUUCAGUGGCCUUGGAGCAGAAUCUUUUUGAAACUACGAAAACACUGGAAGAAAGAACUCAAGAAAAUUCUAGGAUGAAUGAAUUGAUUCAAGAGCACAAGCUUCGAUUUCAGGAGGCGGAGAAGGUUAUUGUGAGCUUGGACAAGGAAAAUAAAGAUCUAAAAGAAAAGCUUCAAACAUCUGAUGAGAAUGCCAAAUCAUUUGUCGAGAAAGUGGAAGAGAAAUUUCGUGAGUGGUUGGUGAAUGAUGAUGUCCACCCCUCGAGUAAUCAAGAGAAAUAUACACGCACGUGUGGCAACAUUCUGGGUCCACUCCUCGCUAAACUUGCUAUUCCAGGAGCAUCAGAUGCAGAUUUGAAGAACAAGAUGGAUGAAAUGCCACGCCAGAUAGCUGAAUAUGAAUGUGUUGUAAAGCAACUCAAGGAAGAACUGAGAAUGGAAAGGUUAAAAGCAAAAGAAGAAGCUGAAGAUUUAGCUCAGGAAAUGGCUGAGUUAAGGUAUCAAAUGACAGGCAUGCUUGAAGAAGAGCGCAAACGUCGUGCUUAUGUUGAACACGUAUCUUUACAGAGAAUAUCGGAGUUGGAGGCUCAGAUUGCAAAAGAACAGCAGAAAUCUUUCAACUCUCAAGAACUUGCAGUCAGGCAUAUUCAUGAAGUAUUUGUCGUCAAGAAAAUUUCUAUAGAUGAAGUGUGUGAAGCUAUGCCAAAUGUUGUCCUGAAGGAUUUUUUAGCAGAUUUUCGUACUACAUCAUCACCUUAUAGAUUGCAAGAAACAUUUUCUCGCUCUAGAUUUGUUGGCGUUUUAUCAGAAAGGGCGUUAUCCUCGGCCCUCUUCCCAAUCGAAGAUAAUCCUUUACAUCUUUGUUUGAAAUUUCAGGUUAUUAAGCUAAAGAAAGUCAAAUUUCAUCCUACAUUCUUUUGUUGUUCUAAUCCUUUUGAUGAUGAUUCUUUGGUUAACAACCAAACCCUUGAACCCUCUAGACGAACUUCCUCAGAUCCUUCUCUAGUUACCCCAAAUUCACGUAUGAAGCUUUUUGAUGACGAUGAGAUUAAGGGAACCUCGUCAUAUAAAAAUUCCAUUACUUCAGCAGAAAGAAACAGAUACAGGAAUGAUUUUCAUGAUUCUGGAGGAUUUGAGGCCCAGAGUGUACAGGAACUAGAAAAUUAUUCUGUAUAUAAGGCUGAAGAGACUACAAAGACUGUCAACAAUUGCCUCAAGAUUGCAGAGGAUAUAAGGGAAGAUGCUACUAAAACUUUAGUUACCUUGCAUCAGCAGGGGGAGCAAAUUACGAGAACUCACAUGGUUGCUGCUGACAUGGACCAUGAUCUUAGUAGGGGCGAGAAGCUGUUGGGAAGUCUUGGGGGCAUAUUCUCAAAAACAUGGAAGCCAAAGAAGGGUCGUCCAAUAACAGGGCCUGUAAUCACUCGAGAUGAUCCAGUGCAUAGAAAGGGUAACCACUUGGAGCAGAGGGAAAGACUGGGAUUAACUUCUGCCAGAAAGGAACGAACAACGCGAACACCACCUCCUGAACCUACGAAUGCAUUACAGAAAGUUGAGGUCGAAAAGGUCAAACAAGAUGACGCCCUCUCAGAUUUAAGUAAUAUUUUGGGAGAGCUGAAGGAUAUGGCUAUCGACAUGGGUUCUGAAAUUGAGAGGCAGAACAAAGCGCUGGAUCCACUUGAGAACGAUGUGGAGGAGCUGGUUGUCCGAGUGAAAGCAGCAGCCCUUUCUUCCCCUCAAAGUCCACCACAUUUUAGACCACAAUAUACAGGGCAACAUCAACCACCACCACUUGUGCCGCCACCCUCACGGCCACCUUACGAUCACAAUGAUGAGAUUGACAUGAGAUUUGGCAUCGAGAAACGACUAGUUCCAAGCGGGCCCAAUCCGCUGCACAAUUAA